Messenger RNA from Mycena citricolor, 1244 nucleotides. Lineage: Eukaryota; Fungi; Basidiomycota; Agaricomycetes; Agaricales; Mycenaceae. The record is from the annotation of a GenBank genome assembly.
CGCCUUCUUCCUAGAACUCACCAUGAGAUUCGGACGAAGGUCGCUACAAACCAUCCCCCACUCAAAACCUGCGGUGCUAGAUAAGGAUAUCGACUCAUUUGCCGUCCGUUCGUUAUGAUGCCAGGAAACACUGCAAGGCAGUGCUCCUGCUCGUUCCCCGCGGAAACGGCGUCUUCGGCACCGCGUUUCUCGAAACUCACACAGUGGCACCCAUCAUCCGUUGAUGCAGCCGACCGAUAGCAGUCAGUUCUUCGAGACAACGGCGCGCGGGUGCUCGUAGUGCGUCUGAUACGCUCCCAUGGCCAAGUCCUUCGGCUGCCAUCCUUUCGAGUGUAUCGUGCUCAAGGAUACUCUCGAAUCAGAACUUGGUCUCAUACAAUGACGAUGUUAAGACGAGAUGGCAUAGAGGGUGUGCUCAGGCCUUCCGGCAUGGACUAAAUGAGCUGCUCUGCAUAUCGGGGACAAAGCCGAAAGUUGUGCAGAACUCUGUUGUCUCGGGUAUCGCACGUUGGGCGGCUUGGGCAGCCGAAGUCACUAACCCCGCGAUAACGCCCAGUUGACCUUACCGCGUGAUAGAGUGGUUCUGUAUCUCACAAUCUUGAAGGAAGUCUAUCGAAAAAAAAACUAUGCUAGUAUCGCGUUCCCUGGUUCCCAGUCUCGACGAUCCCAGGCAUCACAGCUCUGAAUUGCUCCGCGUCGUUAACUCUCGGAAACGGGAUGUCCGGGAUGUCCUUGCCCAAGAACGCGCACAAGGGACCCCAACCUUCAGCGACAUGAAAUUGCAGAAACCUGUCCUUCGGCACGACGGCCCGAAGAUGCGCGUAAUGGGCCUCGUAAGCUGCGACGCCCCGCUCCUUCGUGAAGCUUUCGGGGGUCGCGGCAUCCGGCGCCACGCCGAAGAACGCACUGAAGAUGAUCGUGCCGAGCCGGAUGCGCCGGCCGGCAGGCGAGUUCUGCGGAUCAGUCGCCGCUGGCGUGAGUGACAUCGGGCGGAGCAUCGGUCGAACUGUGGUGGAGAAUGAGGCCCACCACGCUUCCGUGUCGCGGUGCGUCACGGGGACCAUCGCAUCGGGAAACGCGGCCAGCAGUUCGUCAACGAACAGGUAGUGGGGCAUGUCCGUGACACCCUGCGCGAUUCCGUAUGAGAUCUAGUGUGAAAAGCGAACGAUGGGCAUACCUGAAACGGCUCCAGAAAAGCGCGCCAUUCAUCGGUGCUGAGUUGCUCCCCGAUGCCCCAGAACUUG